AUGCCAAUUUUAUAAUUUUAAAGAAGUAGAUUAAAUGCAGACUAAUUACUAAUUAAUUGGUAAUUGAAUAAGAAAAUAAAAAAAUUAUACCAGUUUAUUAACUUUUUCUCCUUGUUUUAAUCUGAUAAUCAAUUUAUCUCAAACUUAAAUUAUAACAGGGUUCAAUUAAAGAAUUAUGUAGUUCUAAUAUAAUAAGGUGAAGUAAAUGAUGGUAUUAAUAUUCAAGGAAGUUUUAAUCGAAAUAGUUAAUAAUCCAACAUUUAUGAAGGUAACUGAUUAGUUUGUAAAUCUAAGAAUAUUUUGAUAGUAAUUGCUAGGAAAAUGAUGUGAAACAGCAAACUUAGUAUUAUUAUAAUGAAGGUAUCAUUCUUAAACAAAUUAAAGGUGUUGCUUUAUUUCAAUAAAAUAAAUAUUAGGAGGCUAUAGGAUUUUUUAACAAAGCUAUUGAUUUAGAGCCAAAUAAAUGGAACUAUCAUUAUCAAAAAGGUGAAUUAAUCAUUAUUAAUCUAAAAGGUUUAGCCCUAUUUUAAUAAUAAAAAAAUUUGGCUGCAAUUUAAUGUUUUGAUAGAGUAAUAAAAAUAAAACCAUAUGAUAGCCAUCCUUAUUUUUAUAAAGGUAAAUAUUUUUUUUAUUUUAAGGCCUAUCAUUAAAUAAAUUAAGAAGAUAUGAUGAAGCAAUUGGAUGCUUUAAUAUUGUGUUAAUGAUUGAGAAAUCUGAUUCCUAAGCGUUUUAUAACAAAGGUAGUAAUAAUCAGUGUAUUAAAAAUCUAUUUAGGCUUAUCUCUAUUUUAAUCGUAAAGAUACUAAGAAGCGAUAACAUGUUUUGAUUAAGUUGAAUUAGAAGAAGAUUGCAAUGCUAAUUUUUACAAAGGUUUAUCUCUACACAUUAAUAUUUAAUUAGGAUAAGCCUUAAUGAGCUUGAAAAGAUUUUAAAAUGCUAUAACAUGUUUUAACAAAGUUAUAUAAAAGGACCCAGAAAAUAUCGAAUCUUAAAAUCUAAAAGGUAGAUAAUUUUUGAUAAAUUCAUAAGGCCUAGCUCUAAAUUAAUUAAAUUAAGAUACAGAAGCAAUAAACUGUUUUCAGUAAUCAAUUCGAUUAAAUCCAAAUGAUAGUUUUCCAUAUUACAAAAAGGGUUAGAAUUUCAAUAAAUUUCAUUUAGGUAUAUCUCUAAUUGCCUUAAAUCAAAAUAAGUAAGCGCUAGCAUGUUUUGAUCAAGCUAUUGCAGUCGAUUAAGAUAAUGAUGAAAUCUAUUAUUAAAAAGGUGAAUAAAUUGUUGCAUAAUAAUUUUUAGGUUUAGUAUUAGUCCAAUUAAAUCGAUUUUUAGAAGCUAUAAGAUGUUUUGAAGAAGCUGUAUUAAUCAAUCCAAAAAACGCUAGCUCCUUAAAUUAAAAAGGUAAAUUGAUUUUUUUAAUUUAUUUAUUUAGGCUUAGCAUUAGUAAGUUUGAAUAGACAUUAUGAAGCUAUUAGCUUUUUUAAGAAGGCAUAAUCCAUUGACCCAGCAGUAAUGUAUAUGAGAAACUUAGGUAAAGUUUUUUAUAUAUUUUAGCUGAUACUUUACUAUACUGCGGAAGAAAAGCUGAAAGCAAAUAUUGGUAUCUGAUAGCUAGAUAAAAUAUUGAGAUUAUAAAAUAAAAAAUUUGA
Paramecium sonneborni is the source of this 1640-nucleotide messenger RNA. The record is from the annotation of a GenBank genome assembly. Lineage: Eukaryota; Ciliophora; Oligohymenophorea; Peniculida; Parameciidae.